AUGCUAGGCGAUCGACAACAAAGCGAGGUCGAGACGCUGUGGGAGAAGUGGUUCAUUUGGAAGGAUUUUAUCCCUCCAAAGUAUUCGUUCACGACCUGGCAGGCGCUUAGGAACCGGCUACCGACGAGGGACAGGCUCGGCUGCAGAGACACUGAGAUAGAUCAACGAUGUCCAAGUUGCACCACAGAAACAGAAUCAGUGGACCACCUCUUCUUCAAGUGUACCAAGACAAGAGAAGUUUGGCGAGUGAUCAAGACAUGGGCUGGCAUGAGGAGGCCGAUUACAACCAUACCGAGCGCGAUCAAGUGGUUCCUAAAGGAGCGCAGUGGUGUAACGGUGAUCCGUAAGGCGAGGAGCCUUGCUCUUAUAGCCACGAUCAGCUUGAUGUGGAGAGCUAGGAACGCAGUAAUCUUUGAUGGAGCUACCUUUGAACCGAAGCACUUGAUCUUCCAGAUAAAGAAGAUCACAUACGCUACACUCUACUCCAUGUUCCCGCACGAGACGGUCCAGGAGCACCUUGGAGUCUAG
Salvia splendens (bonfire salvia) is the source of this 528-nucleotide messenger RNA. RefSeq lists its product as uncharacterized. The coding region runs from base 1 to 528 and encodes 175 amino acids. Lineage: Eukaryota; Viridiplantae; Streptophyta; Magnoliopsida; Lamiales; Lamiaceae. The record is from RefSeq and is a predicted model, not a curated record. The transcript has 2 exons.